Messenger RNA from Xyrauchen texanus (razorback sucker), 2141 nucleotides. RefSeq names its product kunitz-type protease inhibitor 1-like. The transcript has 11 exons. Gene Ontology annotation, molecular function: serine-type endopeptidase inhibitor activity; protein binding. The coding region runs from base 231 to 1757 and encodes 508 amino acids. The record is from RefSeq and is a predicted model, not a curated record. NCBI's taxonomy places the organism in Eukaryota, Metazoa, Chordata, Actinopteri, Cypriniformes, Catostomidae.
UCGGGACACACCUGAAGCUCCGGAAGCGUCGCAUUUUUCCUCAGAAUCCUUGAACAAACAGCGAGCGACACAUUUCACCCGAAACUCUGGAUUAAACUGACGAUUUUACUUCUUCAAAUGAGGAAUAACAGACGUGUGGAGGAGAGGAACACUUAGAUUUCAGAGUAACAGGCUGUUUUUGAAUCCUGUAUAUUUAAAGGGGUUUCACUGGAAGUUUUGUUCUGUUGAGAAUGACACGGUUUCGGCUCUGGUUCCUCUGGACCGCAGUGGUUCUGCUCGUCUCUCUUCUCGUGGGUCCAUCAGCGGGUCAGAACGAAAAUGGGUGUCUGGGUAAAUUCAGCCGUGGAAAAGAGGAUUUUGUGUUAAACACGGAUGAAUCGGUGAAGGAUGGGGCCACGUUUCUGGGUUCUCCGAAGGUGUCCCAGGCUGACGACUGUGUUCAGGCGUGCUGUAAAGAUCCGAACUGUAAUCUGGCUCUGAUAGAGGACGGAGGGGAUCCCAAAACCAUCAGCUCCUGCUUCAUCUUCAACUGUCUCUACAAACAGAAGAAAGUGUGUCACUUUGUCAGGAAGAAGGGCUUCAACAACUACAUGUUGACCUCCGUGUUUAAAGAUUACCUUGAGCAACAGGUUUCAGAUGAGGAAGACAAACAUCCUGUCGCAGUGGCUGGUCAAGACCGAGUCGUUCAACCUCACGACGAUGUCACUUUGAACGGCAUCCAGAGCAAAGACGAUAAAAAGAUCGUGAAAUAUGAGUGGGAGUUGGUGUCUGGGGAUCCGUCAGCCAUCAUGACGAAAACGAGUUUCGAGGAUGCGGUAACUGUCUCUAAUCUCUCUCCUGGGAUGUAUAAGUUCAGACUCACUGUCACCGAUGAUACAGGAAAGACGGGAUCGGCCGACGUUUCUGUGUUAGUUCUGACUCCAGAACAGUCACUCCAUCACUGUCUGGUGCCAAAGAAAGAGGGCCCGUGUCGAGGGUCUUUCCCGCGCUGGCAUUACAACGCCGUCACUGAGAAAUGCGAGGAGUUCAAAUUCGGAGGAUGCAAACCAAACCGCAACAACUAUCUGGCGCUCCAAGAGUGCCAAAACGCUUGCGACAAAGUUUCAGUUAAUUCCCCACAUCCAUCUGGAAGAUUGGGUCCGAUCCAUAAUCAGGAUGAACAGUGUGACAUGCCGUGCGGUCCAGAACAGUUCCAGUGCUCCAAUAACUGCUGUAUUGAUAAAGAGCUUGAAUGUGAUGGAGAAUCACAGUGCAGCGACAGGUCGGACGAGGCGGAGUGCUCGAAUUGGAAACAAAAGUUUAAGCGAUUAAUAGAGCUUCCACUGGACACGGAGAAAGCUCGUUGUGUGGAGCUGCCGCUGACGGGUCCCUGUCGGGCGAGUUUCUCUAACUGGUACUACAACCCGUACGAGCGGCGCUGUAACCGCUUCACGUUUGGCGGCUGCGAUGGAAAUAACAACCGCUUUGAAACCGAGGACCAGUGCAUGAAGUUAUGCAGCUCAGUGACGGAUUCGGAUGUGUUUGCCAGAAAAGCUCAGUUUGAGAAGCGCGAGGGCGGCAGUGACACAGCUGCCAUCAUCAUUGCUAUACUACUGGGCGUUGCCAUAGCGAUCCUUCUGAUCGUCAUCGCGUGCUGCCUCCUGCGGGGCAAGAAGAAACGUCAAAACAAACAUCAGAUUGUCGCAGUUAACGGCGGUCACGUUCACACCUACGAGGACGAGAAACUGGUCUACAACAGCACCACUAAACCCGUCUGAUGCAGACGAGCGCCAAUCCACCCGCUGGCACGUGCUGUGACGCGCAUUAACGCACGCUGGGUUUUAUUUCUACACUUGGUUGGAUUGUUUUGUUUGCUUUGAGUAGACGGGCUGGAAACUGCUGCAUAGAUGUUUGAUUGUUUCCUCGAUGUUUGAAAACAAUUUAUAAGCAACAUUUUCAGAGUACUAUGAAACUUCUUUUCUAUAGAUGAAUAUAAAUAUAUAAGUGUAUUGGAUUGUCCUCAGGGGUACAUAUGUGUUGCAAUAGCAUAUACUGUUUAGCUUUUAAAAUCCAUGACCACGUGACAUCCCAGAGUUUUUAAUAUUCUGUCUUAUUACUGUCCUUUUUUUUUUUUUUUAAGUAAACUGCUGUUAUGGCAUAUA